Messenger RNA from Phragmites australis (common reed), 2544 nucleotides. RefSeq lists its product as uncharacterized. Bases 1177 to 2496 code for a protein of 439 amino acids. Lineage: Eukaryota; Viridiplantae; Streptophyta; Magnoliopsida; Poales; Poaceae. The transcript has 4 exons. The record is from RefSeq and is a predicted model, not a curated record.
UAAAAAAUAUUAUUAAAAAAUCUCUCUUUUCCUUCACGCGGCGACUACUCCCGCCGCUCCGCUCCCCCAAAAAUGGCGCCUCCCCUCGAAGACCUCACUCGCCUCCUCGCCGAACUAGCCGUCCUCCUCCCCCGGCCACCCGCCGGUGGCGUCGGCGCUACUUCCACCACCGCUGCGGACACCCUUUCGGCCUCCAUUUCCUCCCUCGCCGCCACCCUCAACUCCGGCCGCAGCGGCUCCUCAUCCGGAGCCAGGGUUCUGGACGCCGCACUCUCCCUCAUGUGCUUCGACCCACUAGAGGCAAGGCAACCCCCUCGUCGUCUCCCUUACUCGUUCGCUGCCGCUGCUGACCUAUUCGUUAACCCUCGUGCUGAUGGGAGUGUGUGUGACGCAGGUGGGUAGGGCUCGCGUCGACUGCCUGUUCCGCACCAUCGUCUCCGCGCUGUCCGCGUCGGUCUCGUGCCUGGUGGUCCGGCCCGAAGGGGGCGCCAGCGACGAGAUGCUCUGUUCUGGGAGCUCUGUUCAUGUGCAGCCUGGUGGAGAAAUUGGGGGACUUUGAUGGUGAAUUUUUUUACUGGGUUCUCUUCCGAUACGUCGCAAGUAGGCUGGCUUGGUGUUUACAGGAAAUGCCCAUCGAUGCCGUUUUCAAGAUGACGUGACAUUCUUAAUGUGUAUUCUGUGGUUUGGUAAAAUGGCAACCAUAUAACUGAAGCAGUUACGCAAUUGAGAGAUCAGCUUACGAUGCUAUGUUUCUUCCCAUGGCUGUAGGUUGAUAUGUUAUCUGUUCUGUAUUAAUGUUGGCACUUCAGGUUUCUUCCAUGCAGUUGCAAGGCAUUCUUAUGAUCUAUUAUAUGUUAUUACCAAAACGGCAGUAUUAUCCCCAUGUUAUCGUUGUCUUUUCCCUUUGCCGUAUUAUGGAGAAGAGGGGGAAAGCGUAUAUGACAUGGCAACCAUUGCUGCAGAGUUAACAGAUUAUCCAUCUCAUCAAGUGCUUCCUAGUAUCACUCAAUCCCACUGAGGGUUCUUUUAUGGCAUCUUGAUCCAUCAAUUAUUAAGCAUGAUCUGUCAGCAAUGCUCCAGGAAGCAAUUUGAAGGCCCUUGCUUUGCUUGAGAAAUGAAUUACAUGAUCGGGUUGAAUGACGUGUCAUUAUAAUUUGCCUGGUUUGCUCCCCAUCUAUGUUUAUGGAGAUGAGAUCAUUAUUUCAUUUCUGGUUUCUUUCAACGGGUCUGAGUUCUGUGCUAGAACUUCACAGUGCAGUGGUAUCAUCGGUAUUAGACAUUCUUCUGAAGCCAAUGUCAUGGGGAAUAUCCAUAGAAUGGGGACAGACUUUCCCCUUUUCACAUGCUUACUUCCCAAGGGAACAAAGUGACUUGCUUGUGAUACUAACUGGGCCCUUAUCAUGUACAAGUUUUGUGCACCUAGUUUCUUAUAUCAGUGGCUUGGUUCAUUUGGAUAAAACAAGAACCAGUCAUUCUUCGCAGAAGAACUUACAACUUCAACCAUCGAAGGGAUUAGUAAAAUAUAAUUCUGUGUGGUCCAUGAUUAUGAAUUUCCCUGUUUGGUUCAGUUUUGCAACUACUUUACUUUUCCAUCGAGAAGGUUCACAAGAUUAUUUAUCGGAAACAUUAUCCAAGGAGAUAAUUGCUGAAUCAAUAAGUGAUGUCAGUCUUGCUCAGAGGGCAGCCUUUUAUCUUUCUUGGGUGCUAUGGCCUUCUAAUGAUGAUCAAUGCCAGAUGCUGGCUAACAAUAUUUUGGAGUUAUCACAUUCUUGGGCCAGGAACAACAAAAAACGACCAAGCUACCAUACUAGUACCGUUAAUCAUAGGAGGGAACUGCGAAUACCCACAGCUGGGGACUCAGAGAAACUCCUUGUGCCAACCAACCCUGUAAGCUCUCUGAUUAAAAUUUUUGAUGAUCGCCGUGUAAAACUUUUCAGCGCAACUGCCAUUUCUCAAGUCGAAGCUGAAGAACUAUCAGACUUCCGUCCCUCAUGCCAUAAUCUUUUGCAUCUGUGGAUUCUUUUAGGAGUAUUGCUUGUAUCAUCUAGUUGUGUUAACGAGAGCUGUGACAUGCUUCUGCGCUACACAAGCACUGGGCAGGUUCUGGAGUCAAAUGAGGUGCAUAUAAAAACAAAAGAUCAUGUUGGUAAUGAUGGUUUCGCAGCCAGCUGCAGAGGUAUUGCUGAAAGAUGGGCUUUGAGUGGUGCAUAUCUCAUCUUUGGCUGGCUUGACAUUGUCGAGGAUAUGUCUUCAGUGAUAUUUGAUUGCGAAGAUAUCUGUCAUCGUUUCGUCAGUCAACUCAGAACCAAGACAGGCCCAUACCUGCUCAAGUGUGUAAAGUUAUUACUUGAAGUGCUGGAUGAGGCAGAUCAAGAUAGAGAUUAUGUAAUCGAUCUUCAUAAUAGGUUGUUAAACUGGAACAAGAAUGGGCAGUGCUGUGAGGCAUUUAAGGAUGUUAUCCUUCAAAUGAAUAAAAAGUUUAAUCUUCCUUUGUAGCAGUGACCAGGGAUUUUAUCCAGCUAUUGAAUAUUUUAAUGUGUCUAA